AUGCCUUCAUUCAACUUGGUCUUUACUUUUGGAUUGUGUAUUCCAGACCUCGAAGAAGCAGAUGACAUGGAGUUACUCAAACGAAAUGAAUCAUCAAUUACUCUAGCCUGGGAACCCUCCAGCUCAGGCACAGCCUACCAACUCACCGUCACCUCACCUUACGGGGGUCGAUACUCAGUUCGCAUACCGGACAUCAAGACGCGUAACUACACAGUUAACUUCCUGGAGCCUUGUGUCACUUAUGAAUUCCAUCUACAGACGUGGCACAAUGAGAAGAUCAGCUAUGGAGCCAAGCAGAAGCAUCUUACCUUGCCUCCCCGAGUGGCUCAUGUUGAGGUGAAACGCCCAGUUGUUGGCAAAAUGGUGCCGGUCAAAUGGACUGCUGCAUAUCCUCAGCCUUCAGGUGAAUGCGAAUGGAACUAUCUUGUUCAAUUCAGCGAACGAAACGGUGAAAAUCCCGGCAUCAUCACCAGAGUGGACGCAGAAAAAUGGUGUAUGUAA
Molecule: messenger RNA, 501 nt
Organism: Protopolystoma xenopodis
Lineage: Eukaryota; Metazoa; Platyhelminthes; Monogenea; Polystomatidea; Polystomatidae
Source: the annotation of a GenBank genome assembly